This is a messenger RNA of Oldenlandia corymbosa var. corymbosa, 3230 nucleotides long. NCBI's taxonomy places the organism in Eukaryota, Viridiplantae, Streptophyta, Magnoliopsida, Gentianales, Rubiaceae. The record is from the annotation of a GenBank genome assembly.
AGAAAUGCAAAUACAGAAAGAAAGAAAGAAAAGAAAGAGGGAAGAUGUCUUCAAAUGUCCUCCAACCAAACCCACCUCACCCCUCAAUUGCACACACACACACACACACACACGCAGUCACACACAGAAAGCAUCAAAAUUUAAUGCCAGAAAUGCCCUUCUGCAACCCAUAUCCAUCUUCAUCACUACUUCUCUCUCUCUCUCUCACAGUGUUUUCAUUCAAAAAACAAACAUACGGCACAAAAAUGAAAUAUAUUUUUCCCGAUUUAUGUGGGCUUUUUUGGGCUUUGUUUCUUGGUCAGUGUUUUUUCACAGAGAAAACAGGGAACAAAGCCAGAACCUUCUCACCCCCCCUCUCAUCAUCAAUACCUUCUUUCUUUUUCUACUUCCACCAUAUGUCUUUACCCUCCUAUCUCAUCUUUCUUUAUAGCCUUAGUAGUAUUAGUCAUAGUUGUGGUAUUUCCUCAUUUUCAUUUCCUUCUUCCUUUUGUCCUUAUCCCUCCUUUUCCCUUCUGUCUUGGUCUCAUAAAUAUUCAUUUGUUUCUUCCCUAACCCUCCGUCUUCCUUCCAUUUCCCAUCUCUUUGUAUUCUCCCUUUAUUGAGGGGUCUUGCUUAGUUCAAAGAUCGGAACUUUUUGGGUUAAGGGCUUCUGGGUUUUAUUCCCUUUUGAUCUGGGGUGAUGAUGUCUAAGAAGAUGAAGAAGGUUGCUGUUUUGGAAGCUCCUCAACUUCCUGUUUAUGAAGAUGCCAAAACCAGGAUGAAGCAUCAGGCUCUGUUACAGGAUUAUCAGGACUUGCAGAAGGUUUGUUUUUUACUGAUUUGUUUGGCCCUUUUUUUGUUUUUCUCUCUUUCUUGGUGUGUUAAGAUCUAAGAGGCUGCUUUUUGUUUCUGGGUGUUGUUUUGAUCUGAUUCUCGAUGUGUUUGUGAAUCCCUUUUGCUGCUUUUGUGGCUUGAGGAUUGCUGUGUUCGUACUUGAUUAGAAUUCUCGCAGAUGUGUUUUGGUGUUCUCUUCCCCUGUUUUUGGUUUUUGGUUGGUUGAAUUUGUGAGUGGGUUUUUGAUGUGUUGUGCUUUGGCUUUACUCCUCCAAAAUCAGUGUUUCUGCCCCUAACCUUGCGGAAAAAUUACUUCUUCUUGAGCGGGUUGAGAGCAUUGAGCCUAAAUUAUGUUCUGUUUUUCUGGGGUUUUUAGCCCCUUGUAGUUCUAGCCUCAGUUACCGCGCUAUCUCAGUUGAUUUGUGUUUGGUUAGUAACGUCUAUGCUUGGUUGAGCGAAUGCCAAUUUUAUUUUGUCUUUCCGUUGAUUUUGAGUUAUUUCUGAGAAAAGAUUUUACCUUCCUUUUCCUUUUUGUGUGGUAUAUUUGGUUAGUUUGUUUUUCUCAUUUGUAAAGUAGACAUCUUUUUUGUACACAAAUAUGAGAAAUGAGUCUUGAUCUUGCACCAAAGCUAAAUCAUCAUGUUGUUGUGAUACAGGAGGUAAAUGACAUAAAAAACAAGUUGGAUUCUGCAAAAGACAGGAAGCUGAGGUUGUUGGCUGAAGUUAGGUAUAUUAUUUUGCCUUUGAUUCUUAAAUUUGGUUACUAGAUGAUCUGUGCUUCUUUGUUGGUUAUAAUUUUUACCAAACUUUUCCUGUUCUUGUAAGAACGAGUGUUUGGAAAGUAUGCUUUACUUCUAUGCUUAUCUCUCUGCUAAUGCCGAUGCGUGAUAUAGUUUAUGGGUUGAGGUUUAGGUAAAGAUUUGAGUGUAUAUAACAAACUUGUUAGGUCGUAAGGGGAACAUAUUGUAGGACUGGUAAUUAACGUGCCUAUAUAACGGUUUAACUUUUCCUUUCUGUUUUUUUCUUUUUUGGCUAUGCAAUUACUGUUGCACGUCUGGCAAAUGAUAAAUCCUUUGUUUUAUUUGAAUUUUGACCAUAUAGGUUUUUGCGUCGAAGGCAUAAGCAUCUGAUAGAGAUGAAGUCCUUGGGCUACUCUCAAGUUGCACCGCCCAAUGUGGGAAGGAAAGGGAGUGAAAGUUCAAAGAGUCGCAAUUCAAAGAGAAAGGAUGCCUUCAAAUUACCUCCUCGUCCAGAAGCAAAACCUAAAGGGAAGUUGUAUUUUGUGAAGGAAGCAGCUCUGAGAAACACAGCUCCAGUCCUUGAUUUGAACCGUAGGCAGUCACUGGAUGUUGAAAAUGGAGCUAGCCUGCGUAGUAUAUCUCUGGUUCCAGAGACAAACGGCCGAAGGUGGUCCAAUCUCAAUGAGCUUGCUGUUCAGAAUACAGACACGGUUAUGAAUUUAAACAGCCAACAAAGGCAGGCAGGGAAUGAUACUGCCUUUGCUAAUAAAACUCCAAUCUUUGACUUGAAUAAGGACACAAGUUUUAGCGGGAAAGAAGUUACAUUGACUAGUAAUCGUGCUCCAAUCUUCGACUUGAAUGAGAUUUCGGCGGAGGAGGAAGAAAUGCAGAACGCUUACGAACCAUUGAAGUUUGAGGAGCCAAAGAUGGGUCUUACAAGAGGCGGAAAUGAAGAACAACCUAAUGACCUUAAGUUAUCCGUGUGUAGGAAUUCAGGGGAAGGUUCAUCACGGAUGGGGAAGCGAAAAAUCUCAUGGCAAGACCCGGUGGCCUUGAGAGUUUGAGCUCCUUGUUUUUCUGAAAUGCAAUAGAAGGUCAAUACAGCAACUAUUACCAUUUGUUAGUGAGGUUCAUCGGAAAAAUCGUCUAUAGUCAAUAUGGGAUUGCAGUCGAAAUAGACUUUUUAGGCUUCUAUAGAAUUUUAUGAAGACUAUCCCGUCUCCUGGUUUGUAAAGGAAAUUUUAGCUCCAUAUGUCAAAUACUAAUGUUCUGUACGCUACUAUUUUGCAACCGAUAUGACAGUAGAAAUUAAUACAUGUAUUUAGCGUAUGUAAAAGGCCAAAAAAAGGCCUCUUUUGGCAGAGACUUAGACUGAGUAAACAAGGAAAAUUUGGUGGGAAAAGCUGAAAAUGCCAUCUGUAUUUUCUUUCAUCGUGAAGAAUAUUCGAAUACUACUAACAAAUCAAGCCCCUCAAUUUUGUUGUUGUAACUGCCCUUCCGGCAUCAUUCUUGCAGGGGAAAAUAGUGGCCCUUUUAGGUCAAGAAAAACCAGCCACUUGGCCCCAUUCCUAAUGUUCUCAUUUUUGGCCGGUUGGUGAGGCUGAUUUAUCAAGGUUGUUAUUUGCAUACGUAGGUAACAACUGUUUCCUCAUCUUUUGCCUUCUGUUCUUGUGGAAG